Messenger RNA from Rotaria socialis, 414 nucleotides. Lineage: Eukaryota; Metazoa; Rotifera; Eurotatoria; Philodinida; Philodinidae. The record is from the annotation of a GenBank genome assembly.
AUGCCCAAAUUGAAAACAUUGAAAAAUAUUAUUGAUCGAAUGAAAGCAAUGUCUAAUUUUGUUACAUUGCAAGCGAAUAAAUCUGGCGAUAUGACGAUAAAAGUUGAGACAGAUACAGCUCAAGUAGCUACGUAUUUUACAGGUCACCAAGGAACAUCAAGAACAGAUUCUACCAAUGAUGACCGAUCUCAAUGGGAUUUGCCAAUAACACAACAAUCAAAUACAUCAUCAACAGAUUCUCUUGAUACAGCUGAAGUUCGUUUAGAUAUUAAGAAAUUUUCUCAAUUACUUCAUUCACAACAACCAUAUGCAGAAAAAAUGGUUUUCAAUUUCUGUAAUAAUAACAUGUUACAUAUUUGUAUUGUUGCAGAAUAUUUUACACUUCAAUGCAUUCUACCUUCGAUUCAACUGUAA